UUCCUGCAGGCCGUCGGCGUGGUGGAGUUCGUGGUGGCCAUCUACUGCCUCCUGAACAUAGAGGAGACGAAGAAAAGAAUAAAGUUCGAAAAUGCUGUUACGUUCGGUAUCGUCGACCCGGAUUCGGAUGCGGCUGCUUAUAUUUUCCUGUCGGUUCUGCUGCUGGUCGCCACGAUCUACAUCAUUGUGUCUCUUUUGCUGAUUCAUGGCGCCAGGACGAAACGGCGGUUCCUCCUCCUGCCUUGGGUGUUCUUCACGUUAAUGAAUAUGGUCAUGGCGUUCUCCGGCGGCAUCCUCCUCCUCAUCAACUCCCACGGUUACACGGCCAACAUCAUCGUCGGUUUCAUCGUCUUAACCAUCUCCAUGACGUGGAUUUAUUUCUCUUACGUGGUCUUUAGGUUCUUCCAAGCUCUCCAAGAUGGCGAAUAUUGGUGAUGACGUCAUCGGAAGGGAGAGGAGACGUGAGAGGGUGUUGGAAACUAGAUGGCCUUGUUUUUUUUUUUCUUCUUCUUCUUCUACAUCUUCUACUUCGUCCCCCUUUUUUUAAGGGAAAAAAAAUUGAUGAGGAUUAUUUUGAAUUGUGUGAAAUUUAAAUUUUCUCGAACGUUUUAUUUUUUUUCUAUCUCUAUCUCUCUCUCUCGUUCUUUUUCUUUCGUUCGUGAGAGAAUUUUUCUUUUCUGUUCUUUUAAUCUUUCUCUCCCAUUUUUGUUUGCCUCUUUAAGUAAAGGUACCGUAUAAGACUUUCAUUCAUUAACAUAAAGACAUCACUUAUCACCUUUGUUGAAUGUGUUGGGAAAAAAAAUAUAUAUAUAUUAUACACAGUUAUAUCGGGCGUGAGAUGAAGCGAAGGGAAAUGAUAUCAUCUUCUUUAAGAAUUUCGAAAUAGAUUGAUCUCUCGAAUGGUUAGUUAUAAGAUAACAGGCAUAAAAUUCUCCAGGAUCUUGUAGUUCAUUUGAGAUGUCACUUGGAGUCACAGUUCUAACCAUGAUGGAUUUUUUUAAAUGUAUAAUUUCGCAAUGAACUGGUUUAAGCAACAUGUGUAUUGGGGAUGAAAACAAAAUUGCGGUGUGCAAAAUCCUGGUUUAUUUGCCAAAUCAAAAGCACUGAUGAAGUUAACUGUGCGGUGUAUGUGCCAAAAUAUUAUCGUUGUAAAAUGAUAAACCAGUUUAUUGUUAAAAACGAAUUGAAGAAGAAAAAAUCUCAUGUUAUUGUUGUGUAAUUUAAAAGAAAAAAAACUAUUCUGCAGGAAAUUGCAGUGGCCUUCUUACUAUAUACUAAAUAUUUUUUUACAAAUGCAGUUUAGCAACAAAUCUCGUGUUUAAUUUUCAAUCAGUUCACUAAACAACAUGAAGAUGUAUUUAAAAUAUAUCAUUUAUGAAUAUAGUUGAUGUUUCUUUCAUAUGAAGAGCGAUUAAUUGAUAUAUAAGGACAAUUUUUUUGUGUGAAAAUUGACUUGUGGAUCAGUCACUAAAAUGAGACCAUUUUCGCGUGUUGAAAGAUUUAAAUAAUAUUAAUCUUAUCCGUUCAUUAAUAAAGGUCCGUGUCUGCUUGUGUGUUGUUAACAUUUUAGUGUUUGUAAUAACGUCAUUAAUUCUGAUGUAAUUAUUAGAUCAGAGUGCAAUAAUAAGUCAAUGAGCCCGAUAAAAUAUCAUCCUAUAUUUCUCCAGUAAACAUCUAGUCUCAUAAAGGUAACUGGUCCACAAGCGGUUUCUAAGCAUCUACAUGCUUUUUUCGAUGCACUAAUAAUUCAGAAAUUUAUAUAUAUAUAUAUAUAAUAUAUUUCUCAUACCUCAGUAUAUGUAAGCACCGUUGUGUAUACUGAAGAAAAGCAUAGUCGUUGGUGGCUGCUAAACAGUGCCUUUUCCUGGUACUAAGACGUCUACGUUAUAGAUUCAUCUUCGUUUUCGCCAAUGUUGUCAUGUCGGGGAUAUAUUUUUUUUCUUCUUCUGUCUAACUCAUCCUAGUGGAAAUCUGUUUGUUUGUUUGUUACUUCAACGUUUUAUUUAUUUCCGGGAAGAGAAAAAAAAAUCAACCCAUUUCAUCACUAUAGACUUUUUUUUUUCUUUUUUUCUUUUUUU
Penaeus indicus is the source of this 2078-nucleotide messenger RNA. RefSeq lists its product as uncharacterized. The record is from RefSeq and is a predicted model, not a curated record. The annotation marks the transcript as partial. Lineage: Eukaryota; Metazoa; Arthropoda; Malacostraca; Decapoda; Penaeidae. The transcript is spliced from 3 exons.